Messenger RNA from Pteropus alecto (black flying fox), 2895 nucleotides. RefSeq names its product zinc finger protein 382. Gene Ontology annotation, molecular function: DNA-binding transcription repressor activity, RNA polymerase II-specific; RNA polymerase II cis-regulatory region sequence-specific DNA binding; DNA-binding transcription activator activity, RNA polymerase II-specific. The record is from RefSeq and is a predicted model, not a curated record. NCBI's taxonomy places the organism in Eukaryota, Metazoa, Chordata, Mammalia, Chiroptera, Pteropodidae. The coding region runs from base 436 to 2211 and encodes 591 amino acids. Gene Ontology annotation, biological process: negative regulation of transcription by RNA polymerase II; regulation of immune system process; regulation of cytokine production. Gene Ontology annotation, cellular component: nucleus. The transcript is spliced from 6 exons.
CACUAGGCCAAUUUUGAUCAGUCUUUAGUGAGUCACAAUAGCGCUGUAACAGGAGUACUCGGUCACAGGAUAACACACCUCACAGUCACAGCCAACCACGGUCAUAAAAAAGGCCCCGCACCACUCAAAGUCCCAGGAGCUAAUCAGGGCCUCCCCACUGCGCAGACACCCAGCCCUGUCACUCACUAUCACACACAUACACUCUCAUAAUCAUAUCCUACGCUGACGCAGUCACAGAAUCGCACACCCACUCACAAUCACCUUCCUCUGAAGGUGACUAACACAGACCCAAGGGGACUCCUGCCUUCCUUUGACCCAUCUGCACAAGGGAAACUCCGGGCCUCCUACGGACUCUUCUGUUUCCAAAAGAAGAGCACAAAAGAGAAGGUUCAUCUCUUGCAAAUCUCAAAGCCAUGCCUCAGGAUGAACUAGAGUAUGCCCUUACAGGGAUCAGUGUCAUUCAAGGAUGUGACUGUGGACUUCACCCAGGAAGAGUGGCAGCAACUGGACUCUGAUCAGAAGGCCCUCUACAGGGACGUCAUGUUGGAAAACUAUUGCCACCUCAUCUCUGUGGGAUUUCACAUGACUAAGCCUGAUAUGAUCCGCAAGUUAGAAGAAGGAGAAGAACUAUGGACAACAGAGAGAAUUUUUCCAAGUCAGAGCUACCUGGAGAGCCCAGCUGUGUAUUGCAGCUCCUUUGUUUCACACUCCAAAUCAUCCUCCCAGUCUCGUGCAGAUUUGCCCACCUUUGGAUCCUCUGAUGCACAGAUCUCUCAGAUGUGCUUGUGUGCAGAAGAUGGGAAAGCUGAAGAUGUUUUAAUGAAGUUAAAAGAGUACCAAGAUAGUCAUUUUAGAUCAAUUGUAUUCAUCAACCACAAAAGACUAAUUAAGGAAAGAAGUAAUAUUUUGGAGAAAACACUUACCGUAGGCAAGAACUGUAUUAUUUCAAAAAGAACACUGCAUGAACAUAAACCUGAUGGAAGGGUUUUGAAAAAUAUUUCAGAAUUAGUCAUUAGAAAUAUCAGCCCUGUAAGAGAGAAGCUUGGUGAGAGUAAUGGAUGGGAGAAAUCAUUCCUCAAUACUAAGCAUGAGAAAAUUCAUACUGCAGCGAGUCUUUAUAAACAAACAGAAAGGAGUCUGAGUGGUAAACAAGAGCUUAUUCAACAUCAUAAGGUUCAAACUCCACAGCAAUCAUUUGAACAUAAUGAAUGUGAAAAAUCCUUCCUUAUAAAAGGAAUGUUAUUUACACAUACUAGAGCUCAUAGAGGAGAAAGACCGUUUGAAUGCAAUAAAGAUGGAAUAGCCUUCAUCAAAAAGUCAAAUCCCAGUGUCCAUCCACAAAAUCUUAUGGAGAAGAAACCCCAUGCAUUUAGCAAAUAUGGGAAAUUCCUCUGCAGGAAGUCCAUUUUUAUUAUACAUCAGAGAUCUCAAACAGAAGAGAAACCCUUUCAGUGUCCUUACUGUGGGAAUAGCUUUAGAAGGAAGUCUUAUCUCAUUGAACAUCAGCGAAUUCACACAGGUGAGAAGCCGUAUGUUUGCAAUCAGUGUGGAAGAGCCUUCCGUCAAAAGACAGCCCUCACUCUUCAUGAGAAAACACACAUAGAGGGGAAACCCUACAUUUGUAUGGAUUGUGGGAAGUCAUUCCGCCAGAAGGCAACCCUCACUAGACAUCACAAAACACAUACAGGAGAGAAAGCCUAUGAAUGUAUUCAAUGUGGGAGUGCUUUUAGAAAGAAGUCGUACCUCACUGAUCAUCAGAGAACUCACACAGGAGAGAAACCAUAUCGAUGUAAUGAAUGUGGGAAGGCAUUUAUCCAGAAGACAACCCUCACUGUCCACCAAAGAACUCACACAGGAGAGAAACCCUAUAUUUGUAAUGAAUGUGGGAAGUCUUUCUGUCAAAAGACAACCCUCACUCUCCAUCAAAGAAUUCAUACAGGGGAAAAGCCCUAUAUUUGUAAUGAAUGUGGGAAGUCUUUCCGCCAGAAGGCAAUUCUCACUGUCCAUCAGAGAAUACAUACAGGAGAGAAAUCCAAUGGAUGUCCUCAGUGUGGGAAAGCAUUUAGUAGGAAAUCAAACCUCAUUCGCCAUCAGAAAACCCACACAGGAGAGAAACCAUAUGAAUGUAAAGAAUGUGGGAAGUUCUUCAGUUGUAAGUCAAACCUCAUUGUCCAUCAGAAAACUCACAAGGUAGGAACCAUGGGAAUAUAAUAAAAGAUGUGACUUUUUUGUAAAAACUUUCAAAGUCAUAGUAAACCCUGUACAUAAUGUUGCUUGCAAGUGUAAUAAUAUUCAGCAGUUUAAGGUACUGUACCACAUUUACUUAUUGUUUGCCAGCCUAUAAAGCACACACAAAAGAAUUACAAGACAAAUUAAAUGACAAAAGUCAUUGAAAAUACAAGCCCAAUUUUUUGUUAGAUUUAUCAGAUGUAAACUUCCUUUGUCAAGUUACUACAUUUAAAAUAGUUUAUUUUAAAUUUUAAUACCUAUCAUGUAAACCAUGACUGGCAGUGGUCUAUGAACCACACUGUGAACACAAGAGUGUUAAAAAGAAAGGAGGUGUGAACUGUGUUUCUCAUUGCAAAUAUGGAAUGAAAAUUAUUUGUUACCUCCUCAAAGUUAACCACAAUUGUGACUUCUAACAUUACAAAUUAGUUUUUCAAUAUUAUAAACUUUUAUAUAAAUUGAAUUAUAUACCAUGUAUUUUUAUAUAUAUGGCUUGUUUCAUUAAUCAUUAUGUCUCUAAAACUCAUUAGCGCAUGUAGCAGAAGUUAAUUCAUUUUCAUUCUGUAUAGAAUACCAUUCAUUAUAUGAUUAUAUCACAUCACAUCCAUUGUUGGUGAACUUUUUUAUUCUUUACAGCUUAGGGUCAUAAUAAAUUCUUCUGUGAACAUA